CACAAACCAUUGUCUGUAUCUUCUGCCACUUCAACACAUUUUACAUCUCACGGACCCUCAGAAUCAAGUCAUACCGGCCCAAGAUGACCCCGUACCCCUUCAAUCACACUCAACCAGCCCACCCCUCAGCUAGCAAGCACAGCACAACAGCAACAGCCUCACAAUCACCACCAGGCUCCCAAGCCAAACCUCAAACCCUCACCUACACCCUUCAAAAUGUCCGCGGCCGCCUGCCCAGUCCACAGGCCUCGCACCUGCGCACCCUCUUCCAAACCUCCCACCGCGACCCAACCACCAUCCUCGCAUUUCCCUGCACCUACGACGGCCUCUCCUCGCGCCUCGUCGCCGAAUCCGGCUUCCCACUCAUCUUUCUCUCCGGCUUUGCCGUGUCCAGCGCCCACGGCCUGCCGGACACCGGGUACAUCGCCAUGGAAGACAUGUGCCACAAGAUCCAAGAGACCGCCCGCAUCGUCACCGACCUGCCUAUCAUGGUCGACGGGGACACGGGCUACGGUAGUCCUAUGAACGUCAAACGAACGGUCGAGUGUUUCGCCGCCGCGGGGGCCGCCGGCGUCAUGAUCGAGGAUCAGACCUGGCCGAAGCGCUGCGGCCACACCAAAGGCAAGUCAGUGGUACCACGGGGCGAAGCCUACGCGCGGAUCCAAGCCGCCGUCGACGCGCGCAGCCAGGGCCGGGACAUCUUCAUCCUGGCGCGGACGGACGCCCUCAUCCACGGGUGGAACGAAGCGAUGACCCGGGCGAGGGAAUUCAUCGCGAUCGGCGCGGACGCCAUCUUCGUCGAGGCGCUGCCCGACCGCGAGGCCAUGCGCCGCUGUGUGGCGGAGCUGGACGUGCCUAUGCUGGCGAACAUCAUCGAGGGCGGCAGGACGGAGAAUCUCUCGGCGACGGAGCUGGCGGGCCUGGGGUUCGCGGCCGUCGCGUAUCCCUGGACAUUGGUGGCGGCCCGGUUGAAGAGUACGCGCGAGGCGCUGGAGGGCUUGAAGCGGAGUUUUACGGUCGGCGCGCCGCCGCAGAUCCUGCGGUAUGAGGAGGUUUGUGCCGGCGUGGGGUUUGAGGAAUACUGGGAUGCGGAGACGCGAUAUGAGUUCAAUAAUGAGGGGCUGGUCAAUCCUCGACGGGAGGAGUAAUGUGUACAAUACUGCGAACUGUCUCUACAGGG
Aspergillus aculeatinus CBS 121060 is the source of this 1180-nucleotide messenger RNA. Its product is annotated as isocitrate lyase/PEP mutase family protein. The transcript is spliced from 3 exons. Lineage: Eukaryota; Fungi; Ascomycota; Eurotiomycetes; Eurotiales; Aspergillaceae. Gene Ontology annotation, molecular function: catalytic activity. Bases 84 to 1148 code for a protein of 354 amino acids. The record is from RefSeq and is a predicted model, not a curated record.